CUAGCAUAUAUUUUCGACACCGGAUGUAUCGUGUGGAUUGGGUUUUUUACAUAGAAUUACAAUAUUAAUUCGACAGUGAUGUCAAGCAUUACAAAGAAUUUAUGCUGGCGAAAUCUUUGACGUAUUGAUACGAGGUCAACAAUUGCGACUCACUCUCGUGAGUUUAUAUCAUGUAGUUGUAUUAUACGACAUUUACAAUCGUUAUUGUCGGGUAAAUAUAAUAAUAAUGAUUGCCUAAUAAAGUGUUAACGACGAAUCGCCUAUAACCAAGUGUUAACUGAGUCGGCAAGGCGAGAUGUCUGUCGACCUUGUAUUGAAACUGACGUGGGGUUUGUUUGUAAAAAAAUCCCGAAGCGCUUUCUGUAAGUCCUUGGAGGACGGCAGUUUAAGCGCACAGAAGCUUCGUAGUUCGUUAAUCAACAGACUUGAAGAUUUGAAAAAGAAAUUUGACGACUUCGCUCGUAAAGAUCUGCUGACCAGUGCGAGUAAUCUUCAGGAAGGAUUGGGAUAUUUAAAUGCUUUGCUCGACCAGCAGCAAGACACUUCGACACUUCCUCCGUCUCGAGAAGACAACAAAGCGAUGAAACAUUCGAACGCAUCCAGUAAUCUUCCACAAGCUUCGUACAGCGGCAGAGAUUCGCUCAUCGACGUAGAUUCAGCACUCGAACUUACGGAGGAGAUUAAAAAGAUGAAUUCAAACGACCACUUCAAAGCCGCUAUGAAUUUGUUUGAGAAAGCCAACACGAAGGCAACUGAAGCAUUUCACAACAAAGCCUUGACCUUAGAAGAUCAGGUUUGGGCAACAAAGCUUCGUGUCCAAAGUAGAUUUCUUCUCAGUAUGGAAAACCCCAGCCUUGCAAGGGAGUCGUGUAGAUUGUACUUGGAUGAACUGCAUCGUUUAUCGUCCGUUGUUGCAACGUUUCGCAGUCACUUGGAAGGAGGAGUCUGGUACGAUAAGGUGCUGUCAUUGUUUACCCAUGAAAAACGACAGGAACUCGUCUUUUCUGUGUCUUUGAUCAAUUUUAUCGUGUUCAAAUUUUUGAAGAAAUUUACCAGCGGUGCAAUAACUGUGUACGACUGGCCGAAUCUGGUGGGUAGUGGUGAGUGGACAUACAAUCCACUUAUUCCAGCCAGAAGUAUUCAUGUGGAACUACAAAGGGCUGGAAUCGAAUUGCCUCACUUAGUUGUUUUUGAAGACCUCUGUGGUGGAAUGCAUUUGGCCAAGUCUGUUAAAAGGUUUGCCGUAAAGAGUGAUGGAGAUCUUAUUUUGGGAACCGUGGAUCCUCAAGGCAAUGUCGAUGUUGGAAAAAUUACAACGCAAACAAACGAGACGGUGGAUAUUAUUAAAACCGACAGUACUUCUGUCACGAUUACUACACAACACCUGCUUUUCCUGGCUAUCGACAGCGGUGAUAAUAUGUAUUUGUUAACGGACAGAGAUUGUACGCAUUCUGGCGCUGUUUCUGUGGCACCCCGUUGCUGCGAGCUAUUCGCUUUCGACUCGGAAGUCAAUGAAAUCUACCGUUGUGAGGUUGGUUGCUGUCAAUCUAACAAAGCAAUCGCUCCAACUCCACAUGGAUUUGUCAUGGUGCGUUACAACAUGAAGUCCAUCUGUGAUGUGGAAUUCUAUGAAAAUCGCGGGGGAAAAGUCGAACGCACGUCUACUUUCCAAGUCAAAUUAUGGGAGAAUUUACUGAUUGCAUUCACCAAUAAGGAGCAAGUCAUCGCAGUUGAAGAGGGCGGUUGUAGCGUUCGUGUUUACGAGAAAGACGGGCAGUUGGUACGAGAAUUUCAGUUGUAUGGAGGAAAGAACGAGUGCUGUGUAUCCAUGGCAUCUAACCACCUCACGGGCGAAGUGGUUUUCGUCACGGCUGUUGGAGCCGGUUUCUACCUGUCAACAUAUGUCCCCGAGACUGGCGAACGUCGCCAUUGCACGAGAUUGACAGUGUUUGGCCGCAAGAACGAAGGCAAGAAGAUAAGAAUGUCCUUACCCUCCCUCCUACCAGAAGACCCUACCAUUUGCGUGGACAAAACGCCUCGUCUCACAUCGCAUUGCGAGGGGCCCAUGGCCAUAGUUUCUUCUGAAUACGUACUUUAUAUUCAAUGAUGAAAAGGUUGAGAUGCGUGUGGAGGUGGGGAAAGUGGU
Molecule: messenger RNA, 2146 nt
Organism: Dendronephthya gigantea
Lineage: Eukaryota; Metazoa; Cnidaria; Anthozoa; Malacalcyonacea; Nephtheidae
Exons: 1
Coding region: 296-2107 (603 amino acids)
Source: RefSeq, a predicted model, not a curated record